AUGCCGCAACUCGAAUGGGCCUUGCUCCGGAGCUCUUGGCCAACCUGCUUGGCAAGCCAGGUCGCCUUCCUCGAGGAGAUUGAUGCCGAGGAUUGGCUGCUCUUGGCGAACUCUUCGCAGCAAGAGGAGCUAUCCCGCCGCCUUCUUGGUUGGGAGUCAUUUGGCAUUUACAAAGUGACAACAAAGUGGGGAGACAGGGUCGUGAAAGUUUACUCCCAGAGUGGAGGCUGCUGCAAUUCAACUUUGGUCGCCAUAGUGCGACGAGUACCUGCCGCAACUUUUCUUGUGAAAGGAACCUUUACAAUGACCAAGAAAAGCAUCAAGGUGAUCUACCACCACGCUGCAUCUGGAGAGGAGUUUGGGCGAACCUACAUACCACAACACCGCCGCCAUGUCACACUAAACAUGGUGGCUGGAUUUGCAGCUAAGCAAGCUAUGCGUCUCAAACUCUUGGAAAGCCACAAUCAAGGGAUGGCCUUCCUUGUUGGAAGCUCCGCCACGCUGCUGCGCCGUGAGACCGUUCUCUGGGCAAGAGCGAUGGCCAGGCCUCAGCCUGAGGGGCGGUGUACAAAGAAGACCAACGUGAAAGCGGCGCAGUUUGGCCGCCACGUCAGGUCCCUGACCCAAUGCCUUCGCGUCAAGGCUCGCGGCAAUGGAAAGAAGUGGCAUGGCAAGCUGUGCUGCUAUGAGUUGGCCCCGCCCGGUCUGUCCGUCAAAGCUUCAUAUUGCGGAGAUCCACCGUGGAUCUUCUCUAGGAUGAAGGGUCUGACGCUCACCGGCUGGCAUUGCGAGACCAAGACCACAAGUGGAGCCAAUGCUUCGUUGAACACGUUCGAAAUACGCUUAGGCCUCAAUGAGAUCAGUCGACAUGGCAUCAUGAACUUGGACGACUACCGUCGCGUGAUGCAGAAGCUCCAAGUGCCCUUGGACGAGGAUCAGGUGGAGCGUGUCUUCACCUUCGCGGACCGCAACAAGGAUGGGAGAUUGACCUUUGAGGACUACGUGAAGUUAGUGGCCUUGGGCAUGUGA
Durusdinium trenchii is the source of this 1029-nucleotide messenger RNA. The record is from the annotation of a GenBank genome assembly. Lineage: Eukaryota; Dinophyceae; Suessiales; Symbiodiniaceae.